GGACCCCCUUGCUUCAGCUCGGGCCCUCCUCGAGAAUAAAUCUUCCCAAUGCACAGUCAUUUUAACACAAACUAACCUGCUUGACCUAGAACCUGCGCGCCCACUGGCCACGUCCUGCCGCGAUCGUGCAGGAAGCCCUGUUAUCGGAUGUUCAUCAUCAUCAUUGGUACUAGGGCAUCUGGGAAGUCUACUAUUAAGGACUACUUAAUUCAGCGGAAGAAGUUCAAGCAUGUUCGUCUGGUCUAUAGUGGGAAUGCAAAAGAGACUGUUUCCAGCCCGCAGGAUCAGAACCCGACAAGCAUACCGCCUGUAAGCCAGGACGGUGCAUCUCAAGCAAUAGUUUCCAGUAACAAAACAGGUUUGAAAGUUGAUGAUCCCCGUUCAUUCAUCUCAAUGACAUCUAGUUCGGCAUCAAACAUAGCCGAUGAAAUUCGCCAGUCUGACCCAAACUUGGUCCCAGAUAUCGAUGGCACGCUUGGUUUUACAGACUCAGCACGGCUCCUUGAUCACGUCACGCGCAAUUGGCGGGAUAACUUCGUCACUGAAGAUAUCACGACGCGAGCCGUACUCGAGCCGUUCCUCAAGCGACCGUUCGUGUUGCUUGUCAGCGUUGAUGCACCUACCAUGACGCGCUAUGCGCGCUACCAGAAGUAUCGUCGUUCCCCACCUCCACCAAGCAAAUUCUCUUUUUUUAGUAACCGCACUUUGAUGUCUUCUAGCCGACAUGGCCCGCAGGCCGCUGCGGAGUCCUUGGAAAAUUUUGUCUCUGAUGACGACCGUGUGUCAUUCGGCCCCGAUUCAGAUAGCGUCACGACUGCAUACCUCUUUGCGAGCCAGCACCUCUGCCAUGUUAAUGUCAUCAACGCGUUCCCUUCUCUCGAACGGCUGUAUAACCAUCUCGAACUAAUCGACCUUCUCAAUGUGGACCGCCUUCGACCAAGCUGGGAUUCAUAUUUCAUGAAACUUGCAGCGCUAGCGUCACAUCGUUCAAACUGCAUGAAGCGACGAGUUGGGGCCAUUUUAGUAAAAGAUCAUUCAAUCAUCGCAACAGGGUACAACGGAACUCCCUACGGUGUACCCAACUGUAACGAAGGUGGCUGCAGGCGAUGCAAUGAGGGCGUACCUAGAUCAGUCGAUGGUUUUGAGGAGUGCUUAUGCAUCCACGCGGAAGAAAAUGCCCUUCUUGAGGCGGGCCGAGAGAGAGGAAAGGGAUGUGUUAUCUAUUGUAACACGUGCCCAUGUCUAAAGUGUACUAUCAAGAUUGUUCAGAACGGCAUACGAGAAGUUGUUUAUAACCUGAGCUACAAAAUGGAUGCAUCCUCCGCUCGCGUGUUUGAGAUAGCUGGUGUCAAACUUAGACAAUAUUCACCGCCAGCAUAGAUCCUCACCUUUUUUAACUGUUCGAACUUCGAAGUGUGACUAUACCGGAUCAUGCAUCAGUACAUAUUUAAUUGUGCAAUGUGCUAAGUGCUUUCUUGCUUUCUGUACCAAUAAAUUUAAUUGAU
This is a messenger RNA of Fomitiporia mediterranea MF3/22, 1505 nucleotides long. RefSeq lists its product as uncharacterized. Gene Ontology annotation, molecular function: hydrolase activity; zinc ion binding. The coding region runs from base 148 to 1380 and encodes 410 amino acids. The record is from RefSeq and is a predicted model, not a curated record. The transcript is spliced from 6 exons. NCBI's taxonomy places the organism in Eukaryota, Fungi, Basidiomycota, Agaricomycetes, Hymenochaetales, Hymenochaetaceae.